CCCCACCCCCGCCCACCCCUCACACACGCACGCACACACACACUUCUGUGAGCGCGCGAGUUACAGAUGCAAACUAGUCUCGUGCACAGAGGUCGAGCUUUUGUUUUUUUUAAAGAGCUUUCUUGAACCUGAGCGGUUCUGUUUUGUGUUUUGACAAACAAAGCCGACAGUGAUCAUCGCGCGCGGAUGCGCAGGUCGCGAUUCGCUUUUUUUUGGACGAUUUUUUGGACGAGUGGCGGCAGCUCGGAGUUUAUGCAUUUGUUUUCUAACACCAGACGGACGUCGGCUUCUUUUCUCGCUACCGAUCGCUCCUAUUUACUUAAUUUCUUGAUUUCUUGAUCUCUUUAUUUCAUCGGCUGGUAUGCGCUUGGGAUUGGCGAACGUCAAGAAGAGAAAAAUAAUGAAAUAAUGCAAGUCGUUUGUGAAAGUCAGGCUGAGAGCAGUCAUGAAGGUUUACGGAGGACCGCUUGAACGUACGCACGGGGAAGAGUGUGGGUAUACAGAAGAAGACAGCGCAAGCCCUUCGUUAAAACUUCACGCAUCGGCGCGUUGGGGUCGCAUUUGUGGUUGUGGUCGCGCCUAGCGAUCAUCAGCGAUCAUCACAAUAUUCAUCACCUAUCAUCACCACUCAUCACCGUCAAACUGUGGAUAACUACCUGUGUGGGAUACGCUUUCUUCUGUUCUGUUCUGUUUUUCUUUUAAGAACGCGAUGCAGCUGAACUAUAUGAAAUAUGUGAAAGAGAAAGAGAUAGAAAGAGAGAUAGAAGGAGAGAUAGACUCGUCUUCGCAGACGUGGCAAAGCUCCACCUGAGCGAAGGUGGACAGGUUUUUUUUUCCACCCGCGGGAAAAAAACUAAUAAAUAAAUAAAACGCGAAAACGCGAAGUGAACGGCGUGGUCGCAGCCGCUAUCCGCGGUUCUGAAAAUCAAUCCGACAUCUGAGCCGCCGCUGUUCGCUAUCCGCGGUUCUGAAACAACCAUCGGCAACACCAGCAAAACACCAGAACAGGAAAGUUCCCGACACAUCAGACAGACGUGGGUGAAUCCACCAACUGACACCACACCAGUGCCAUCAAUCCAAUAAGGGAUUUAGCCUGGGAAAAAAAGGCAAAAAAAACACGAAUGCAGGUAUGAUAAGCCAACCAACCCACCAACCCGCAUGAAUUGCAGAGCAGAUGUUUUGGAAUCAGGCUGAGCCCUGAGGACAGCAUGAUGAAUCCCUAACCUCUCAGCUGUAUCUGUGCAUUAAUUAUGUCCAUCCUGUGUCUUCUGCUACCGAUUGUCACAUCUGGACGCUGUUCUUGAAUAGCAUCAAUUUAAGACAGCAGAACGGAGGCAAAUAUGGGACAGUGACCGAGGCUGAAGGAGGUGGUGGUUGUCGCCUUUGCUUGGCGUAAGACGUAAAAACAGUCCUUCGCUCUCUUCUCGAUAUUUGGGAGACAUGGCAGCUGCGAUUGCCAGCGGUUUGAUCCGACAGAAGAGGCAGGCGAGGGAGCAGCACUUAGACAGACCCUCCACCAACCGCAGGAGGAAAAGUCCGAACAAGAACAAAGGUCUUUGCAAUGGCAAUCUAGUGGACAUCUUCUCCAAAGUGCGAAUCUUCGGCCUUAGGAAGAGGAGACUUCGGAGACAAGAUCCCCAGCUCAAGGGUAUAGUGACCAGGUUAUAUUGCAGGCAGGGAUACUACUUGCAAAUGAACCCAGAUGGAUCUCUUGAUGGGACCAAGGAUGACAGCAGUAAUUCCUCAUUGUUCAAUCUCAUCCCUGUGGGCCUCCGAGUUGUUGCUAUUCAGUCCGUGAAGACAGGGUUAUACAUCGCCAUGAAUGGAGAAGGCCAUCUGUACACAUCAGAACUCUUUACGGCGGAGUGCAAGUUUAAAGAGUCUGUAUUUGAGAACUACUACGUGAUCUACUCGUCCAUGUUGUACAGACAGCAGGAGUCAGGGAGAGCCUGGUUUCUGGGCCUCAAUAAAGAGGGCCAGGCCAUGAAGGGCAACCGUGUGAAGAAAACCAAACCAGCUGCUCACUUCCUGCCCAAGCCAUUAGAAGUCGCGAUGUACCGGGAGCCAUCGUUGCACGACGUCGGGGAGUCAGUGCCCAAGGCCGCCGUGCCUCCGAGUAAAAGCACAAACGAGCCGGCCGUGAUGAACGGAGGCAAACCAGUCAGCAAGCCCGCCAGCAAGCCCAGCACAUAGCCCGGCCGCGGAGACCACGGCAGAGACCCCCCUGACCCCGGAGAGAGAGCGAGACUCUCCCUGUCUCGUCUGUGGAUCCGGUCCAGACGAGCCCCUCUUCUCCUCCUCCAGCUCCUCCUCUUCCUUCUCCUUCUUCCUCUUCCUCUUCUUCUCCAGCGCCUCCUCCUCCUUCUCCUCCUCCUCUGACUCUUUUCCUCCACUCGGCAGAUCGAUCGCAGAAGCCGCGGCCAAGAGUAGCGCUGAGGAGGAGGAUCCGACCGGACGCAGCGGCGGAUCAACCCGCAACCAUGGAAUGAAUGAAUAAAUAAAUGAAUGAAUAAAUGCUCUACCGGAUACGGAAUGCCUUUUUUCCUGCUUCCCUAGAAAACACAAUAAACUCCCACCCUCUAUUUUAUUUUUGUUCCUUAUGACUGUGACAAUCUAUGAAAGACUGAAAGACUUUAAGACUGAAAGACUGAAGGACUGAGAGGGACAGCAGCUGCAGGUGCAUCGUGUGAUGACGUCUCUAUCCUUCUUCUUCUUCUUCUCCUUCUUAUAAUUACUAUAAUUCUUAUUUUGUCUUUUUUUUUUAGUUGUUUGUGUUUUUUGGAGCCCUGUGAUGGCGGUGUCUAUUUCAGAUCUAUUUUCUAUACACAGUGAACACCAGCUACGCUCUGGGGAAAUAAUGCGCACUGACUACAGACGGACUUCUGCGAGAAACUGCAAGAAAAACACAGGACUGUCGUCGCUGUCCUCAGAUUUUUUUAUAGGGUCUGUUUCUCCUCCAGUGUCUCCUGCUCGAUCUUAUCAAGCUUUCUCUCUCUAUGUGUCUCUGUCUCUAUCGUUCUUUCUCAUUCCUUUUUGUUUUUUUGUCGAGUUGUUCUACAGCACUACAGCAGGGGAUAUGUGUGAUUUUUUUAUUUAUUCAUUUAUUUAUUUUUUAGUUAAUUUGGUUCGUCUCUUUCCUUUUUCUACUACUUUCUACUACUUUCACUUUCAUUUUGCAUUUUGAGUGCACACAUCUUAACAGUUCUUUUGGUGCACCCCUACACUUAUAUAUACUUAUAUAUAUAUAUAUAUAUAUUUGUUAUGAUAUAUAUAUAUAAGUAUAUAAGUAUAUAUAUAUAUAUAUAUAUAUAUAUAUAUAUCGAUGUGCGUGUGUAGGGCUGAGAUGCCAGGCCGGUGGCGGCUUGUUUUGCAGGGAAUCAUUCAGGAGGACUGGUGAGCCAAACCCUGUCACCACAGAGACACUGUGGAGCACAGAUGUGGUCGCUGUCACAGGCACUGUGCCUGAUCCCCGUCCUCUUUUUUACUUUAGUGCCCAAAAAAAAAGGAGACGUGGCGGUGGCUGGCCAAGCACUUGUGAUUUCCACCAGCGUUCGCUCGAGCAGCGUCCGUUGUGCGUGGCGUUAAACAUAUCGAUACUGAAUAGUUUCAGAGUGAACAUGUGAACAAGUGAAUAAGUGAAUAAGUGAACAUGUGAAGAUGUGAGAGCUAGCAAGCGCCUCCAGGCCCAGUCUCCAAAGUAAAGUACGAGAGGAAUCCGAGUUCUAUUUUUCUUCUUUACAUCUUUACUCUUUUAGUUUAGAGCGCAGGCUCUAGGAACAUCUAUAGGCCUUGUAGGCCUCCGGUCCCUCGUGCGCCAUCUCCUCUCCGAGCUACUACAGCCGGGCUACAGUCUACAGGCUGGUGAUCCAGGCGGAAAACAGCCGCCUUAACGUAAAGCAACGUAACGUAACGCAACGUAACGUAAUGCAACGUAACGUAACGUAGGAUAAAUCUGCUCUCAGAGGCAGCGUGUUAAAGUGGCCGGGUACUUUUAAAAGUAGGCGACGUUGACAUUGCUGUUGGCUGCAUCCUCUUUCCGUUCAGCAAAAAGCAUGGGCAAGGUUAGUAUUGUGUUCUGUUCUUGCAGUGUGAUGCAAAGCGAGAGAUGGCUUAUUAUUAUUAUAUAUGACAAAUGUUUUCACUGUAUACGAUUAAAAAAAAAAAGCUUAAAAAAAAUAGAUUUUUAAUAUUGACUAGAUACUACAGUUAAAUAAGGAGACUUUCUUUCCUAGCUCAGCAUGCAGAGUCCAGUACUGCUCAUAUUGGCCUAUGGUGUGCCUGUGAUGACCUCUAACCCAGCAUGCAAAAACAUGUACCCAGUCUGUGCUGGGUUAAAGGUGCCUCAUGCCCUCCCCAGAGAAAACAAUUUCUCUUUCUAUCUCUCUAUCUAUCUCUCUCUCUCUCUGACACACACACACACACACACAGAUACAAACACACACAGAGAUACAAACACACAGAGGUGGAAAAAGUACUGAAAAAUUGUAAUUAAGUAAAAGUACCUUUACUUUGCUAAAAUUCUACUUACAAGUAAAAGUACCCAUCUAAAAAUUUACUCAAGUAAAAGUAAAAGUACCCAUCUAAAAAUAUACUCGAGUAAAAGUAAAAGUACCCAUCUAUAAAUGUACUCGAGUAAAAGUACCCAUCUAUAAAUGUACUCGAGUAAAAGUACCCAUCUAAAACUCUACUCGAGUAAAAGUAAAAGUACCCAUCUAAAAUUCUACUCGAGUAAAAGUAAAAAAGUACUCAAUUUAAAAUGUACUUUGAGUAAAAUUUACAUAGUUACUUUUAAUUAUUUGAUGUAAAAAAGUAAAACAAAUCAUAAAUUAAAUUGUUUUUAAUGAACUAUUAUUCCACAUAAUAAUUUGCACCUUUGAGGCAGUAUUUGUUCAGACCCCCCAUAAAACAUUUUCAAGAGCAAGUGUUAUAGGUUUCUAUGAUUAAUUUUUUUUCUUUACUGUUAAAAAGUUAUGGUCAUAUAGGUGACUAUAUACUGUAUUUCUUUAGUUUAACAGACAAUUGUUUUUUUUUUCCCAGCAUUUUAUUUUGUACUCAGUAAUUGGGAGUUUUCUAAUGUAGCAAAGUAAAUUACUUUUGUUAACAUGUACUUGAGUAAAAGUAAAAUUACCUAUUUUCAAAACUACUCAAAAAAAUACAAAUUACUCAUAAAAUCUACUCAAUUACAGUAACUUGAGUAAAUGUAAUUCAUUACUUUCCACCUCUGCAAACACACACACACACACACACACACACACAUACAGAUGCACACAGAGACAAAGAUGCACAAACAGUAGCUUAUACUUACAAUACAAUCUAAUUCAAUUCACUAAAACACACAAUACAAUACAAACUACAGUUCUACACUAAUUCUCAGUCCACUCUGAGGUUAAUCCUGAAUUUUACCAAAGUUCCUCUCUCUCUUUCUCUCUCUCUCUCUCUCUCUCUCUCUCUAUAUAUAUAUAUAUAUAUAUAUAUAUAUAUAUAUAAAUAUAUUCUGUAUGUCCAAGAAUUCAGAACCACCAAUUCCAACCAGUUAAGUGCAGUGGGCAGCACUUUAAUACAACAAAAGCUCGCUCGUCCACUCCGCCCAGUUCAGUUUUUUCAGUUUUGCUCACUGUGACUAAAAUUCAUUCUCAUCACUAAUCAACAGCACUAAUCAACAACCGAUGAUUGAUUUUGCCUUUUUAGUACAGGAACUCCUGGAUGGUUGCGACUGCAGUCGUGCAGUCAUGAUGAGAGUACUGUAUAUUGUUCUUAUAAAACAAAGCAAACGAAAAAAAAAAACUUUAAAAAAAUAUAUAAAAAAUAAACUAACAAGGGUACCUAUGAAUUAAUCACCUGCAUGUUUUUUUUUUCCCUUAAGGACCAAAGUAUGGUAUGAGGACAGCAUAAUGGAUAUAAUGGAUGGAUCAUUAGUCUCUGUUUAGGUCAGCAUCAUUGAAUGGGCAUGAUAAUAUAAAGUUCUCUCAUACUUUCUCUUUCUAUUUCUAUUUAUCUUACUCUGGAUUGGAAUCAUUGCACUUGUUUUCUUUUGUUUUUUUUGGUUCUGAAUCAUAAUCUAGUCUAAUCUCCGCUUUCAAUUUGCCAAUUGUUAUCAAGGAUUAUUAUAAUUAUUAUUAUUAUUAUCCGACACUUAUCAAUCAUCCCAUCCCAUUUGUUAUGAAGCCUGUCUUGCUUAUUACCGAAUUUCCGUCGUGUUUUUCUGACGAACACGAUUUCGAAUGUUGUUCUGUAAGCUGAAGCUGGGCUGCUAAAUCUACUGCGAAUAUAUAUUUGAGGCCUCGUUCGAAGACUUUCUAUUCUAUUUUCUGGAGUUUAUGGGGAUUAUGAGCUAGUUUGUUAUUAGGACGUGUUAAAGCAGUUAAAGCACAUUAGUUAGUCUUACAUAUUUGUCUGUAUAAAGCUACUUUAAUGCUAGAAUGACAUGCAGUACAGUACUAUUACAGGACAAGGAGCUUAAACCCAUUUUGGAAUCCAGUUGAGGGCUGGUGUCCCACUUUUACAUAUAUAUAAAAAAAAAACACUUUUAAUCAUCAUUCUCUCCAAUGAACUCUACAUGCUGGGCUAACUGGCCCUGCGAGAACCAGUUGACUGGUUUAUAUGAAGGUUGAAUUUAUUUUUGUAUAAGACUGGUGAGUAAAUGUGUACAUCUUUGUUUUUGUCUUUCUGUCUUUUAGUCUGUUUGUCUGUCUGUCUGUCUGUCUGUCUUUAUUUUAUAUAUUAUUUUGUUCGUUUUCUCUUGCUGAUGUUUCAGAGUCGGUCCUGUUCCAUGCAGGUCGUGUGUUGUUGAUUUUAAUUCUCGAUUCUCGAUUCUUGAUUCCUAUUCGUCAACAGGAGCUAUCAUCGAACAAAUCCGUUUCUUUCUGUUGUUUCUGUCGUUUCUAUUUAUUUCGUUUUUUAUAUUUGAAUUUUUCCGUAUCAUCUUCAGUUGGACCACUGUUUCAUCUGUUUCAUCUGUUGCAUGGGAAGAGGAUGGCAUUUAAGAACUGCAUGUUGUAGGCUAUGUGUAUCAAGAAAUGUUGGUAUGUACUGCUAAUUUUACAUACAUAUAUGCAAAGAGUUUGUCUGCACUGUACAGUUUGUGUUGGUUGUAUACACAGAUACAACAUAUUGAAUAAAAUAUUUAUAUAAAGGU
Astyanax mexicanus (Mexican tetra) is the source of this 7135-nucleotide messenger RNA. It is a transcript of the gene fgf14, whose product is annotated as fibroblast growth factor 14. Bases 1441 to 2193 code for a protein of 250 amino acids. The transcript has 5 exons. Gene Ontology annotation, molecular function: fibroblast growth factor receptor binding; growth factor activity. Gene Ontology annotation, cellular component: cytoplasm. Gene Ontology annotation, biological process: cell differentiation; positive regulation of protein phosphorylation; animal organ morphogenesis. Lineage: Eukaryota; Metazoa; Chordata; Actinopteri; Characiformes; Acestrorhamphidae. The record is from RefSeq and is a predicted model, not a curated record.